AUGCACAACUGCCACCCGUUAACCAGAGAAAGAGAGAGAAAUCCAAAGAAAACAAUUCCUUCUCACACGCAGGCUUAAGGCUUUCUUUCUCUCUUUCUCUCUCUCUAAAAAGAAAAUACUAAUACACCUCACAACAGCUUUUUCCACAUCCCCUAUGCUCUUGCUCUAAUCUUUCUACAUUUCUUUCUUUUUUUCCAUUUGGGUUUUUGUUUCUAUUCCCAAAUCAAAUCUUCCCGUUUCUUUGCAACGAUAUAGGGUUAUCUACUUCUCCGGUUUCUCUCACUCUCCACCGAUAAAGAAGAAUCACUCGUCUUCUUCCAUUGAGAUCUUACGGGUGCGAAAAAGUUCAUUCAUUUUUUUUUAUUGAUUUGGGUCUACCCUCGAUUGAUUUGAGGGUGAUCUGUUUGUUUAAUCGAUUGGGGGGAGUUUUAGAUUUGGAUGACGUCUACUUUAUCAAAAUAUCUCGAUAAAGUCUAUACGAUGGCAGAAGGGGGAUCUCGUUAUUGCUCUAAAAAAUCUGACGAUAUCUGUGGUGAUAUUUGCGAUGAGGAUUCAGGAAAGCCUUCCACCAUGGCAAGAUUACGAUGCAUUCUACGAGGACUCGAGCUCAAAACCAUCAUCUUCCUUUUCGUAAUGGUCCCAAGCAUCAUCCUCGGUUUAUACAUCCACGGACAAAAAGUCUCCUACUUUUUACGACCCUUAUGGGAAUCACCACCAAAACCCUUCCACGAAAUCCCCCACUACUAUCACGAAAACGUAUCAAUGGAAAAUCUCUGCAAACUCCAUGGCUGGGGCACACGAGAGUUCCCAAGGCGUGUAUUUGAUGCAGUAUUAUUCAGUAAUGAAGUCGACCUUUUAACAAUAAGAUGGCACGAAUUAUACCCUUAUGUCACCGAAUUUGUCCUCCUUGAAUCAAACUCCACAUUCACAGGAAUCCCAAAGCCUCUAGUGUUCGCCAGUCAACAAGAUAAGUUCAAAUUCGUGGCCCCACGUUUAACAUAUGGUCAAAUUCCAGGAAGAUUUCAAAAGGGUGAAAACCCUUUUGUUGAAGAAGCAUACCAAAGACUUGCAUUGGAUUUUCUCUUGAAGAAAGCCGGGAUUCAAGAUGAUGAUUUGUUGAUCAUGUCAGAUGUUGAUGAGAUUCCAAGUCGACAUACAAUCAAUCUGUUGAGAUGGUGUGAUGACAUCCCUCAAAUUCUUCAUCUUCGAUUAAAAAAUUACUUAUAUUCGUUUGAAUUUCUGUUGGAUAACAAUAGUUGGAGGGCAUCUGUUCACAGAUAUCAAUCGGGAAAAACAACGUAUGCUCAUUAUCGACAAUCUGACAUAAUGUUGGCGGAUGCAGGGUGGCAUUGUAGCUUUUGUUUUCGCCACAUCAGCGAGUUCAUCUUCAAAAUGAAAGCUUAUAGUCAUGUCGAUAGAGUGAGGUUCAAUAAGUUUUUGAAUCCUACGAGGGUUCAAAAGGUAAUUUGCAAAGGGUCGGAUCUUUUCGAUAUGCUUCCGGAAGAGUACACGUUUAAAGAAAUCAUCGGGAAAAUGGGACCCAUUCCACAUUCCUAUUCAGCUGUUCAUCUUCCUGCACAUCUUAUAGAAAACGCAGAUAAAUACAGAUUUCUUUUACCUGGGAAUUGUAUAAGAGAAAGUGGGUGAUAAUUAAUGUCUUCUUCUUCUUCUUCUUUUUUUUUUCUUCUUCUUCUUCUUCUUCUGUGUAAAGAUUUGAGCUUUGAAGUUGAAAGAGGUGGUGUCUUGCAACUUUGACCAAACAAUAGUCAACUCUGGUAUGUGUUUUCUUGCUAUUGUUUAGUGUGGGGCCGGAUGGGUUGAUGGAGUGUACAUAGUGAUGUUUAUCUUUUCGCUUGUUUAUUGGUAGAAGAACUUUAUUUUCAGAAUCUUGGCAUAGUGAUUUGCUGAGUUUUUGUGGGUUGGAGGUUGUGCUUUCAUGGAGAUGAGAUUCAUGGGGUUGUUUGUUUAAAACUUGGCAAUGGUCAUGAGAGAUGUUUUUGAGGUUUGUUUGCCUUCCCUCCCCCCAGAGAGAUAGUUAAGUUCAGGAAGUUUCGGGAUUCUGUUAUAUUAGGAAAUUUUGAAUCUGAGACUUAUAUGUUAUUAAUAAUUAUUAUUAUUAUUAUUCAAGUUUGUGUUUAAGUUUUAA
Molecule: messenger RNA, 2146 nt
Organism: Lactuca sativa (garden lettuce)
Lineage: Eukaryota; Viridiplantae; Streptophyta; Magnoliopsida; Asterales; Asteraceae
Biological process (GO): N-acetylglucosamine metabolic process
Cellular component (GO): membrane
Molecular function (GO): beta-1,4-mannosylglycoprotein 4-beta-N-acetylglucosaminyltransferase activity
Source: RefSeq, a predicted model, not a curated record